Molecule: messenger RNA, 627 nt
Organism: Nipponia nippon (crested ibis)
Lineage: Eukaryota; Metazoa; Chordata; Aves; Pelecaniformes; Threskiornithidae
Gene: RAB17
Product: RAB17, member RAS oncogene family
Molecular function (GO): GTP binding; GTPase activity
Source: RefSeq, a predicted model, not a curated record
AUGUCAGACACCUCCCUGGAGGGUAUUCGUCCCACCUACAUCUACAAGGUGGUUCUGCUGGGGAACACAUCAGUGGGAAAGUCAAGCCUGGCCUACCGAUACGUGAAAAAUGACUUCAAGGAGUCGCUGCCAACUGUGGGAUGCUCCUUCUUCACACAGAUGCUCAACCUGGAGGUAGCCACUGUCAAGUUUGAGAUCUGGGACACAGCAGGCCAGGAGAAGUACCAAAGCGUCUGCCACCUCUAUUACCGGGGCGCCCACGCUGCUCUCCUCGUUUACGACAUCACUAACAAGGAAACACUCAACAGAGCAAAGCUGUGGCUGAGGGACCUGGAGAAGGAAUUCCUUCCCGAUGAAAUAGUCAUCGCUUUGGUGGGCAACAAGAUGGACCUUGCUGCUGAGCGAGAAGUUGCCACCGAGGAGGGGGAAGAGUUUGCAAGGACCAAAGGCCUCUUGUUCAUGGAGACAUCUGCAAAAUCCAACCACCAAGUAAAUGAUAUCUUUAUGGCCAUAGCCCAAGAGCUCCUGCAGCGGGAACAACAGAAGGUGUCUGCCUCAUCCCUGCACGGGAGGUCAACAGUCAACCUGGAGGAGAGCAGGGCAAGGAUGGGAUGCUGCCAGCUCUGA